Molecule: messenger RNA, 3804 nt
Organism: Linum trigynum
Lineage: Eukaryota; Viridiplantae; Streptophyta; Magnoliopsida; Malpighiales; Linaceae
Source: the annotation of a GenBank genome assembly
AUAUCCCUCUUCUUCCUCGACCAAAAUUCAUCCAUCCCCGCUUUCAUUCCCUGAAACUCCUCCACCGCCAUGCUCCGGCGAAAACUCCAAAUGAAGGACCCAAAUCCAACUACUUGUGUACAGAACGUUAGUUAGCAAUCGAGACUGAUUGCCUUGAUGUGGUUCUGAUUUGUGCCCUUCACAACUCUCCUCUUUUUCCCAUUUUGUUUCUAAGUUGCUACAAGUUUCACUUCCCAUCUUCUUUGUCGUUUUCCCCGCUACUUGAAUAAAUCCCUCCUGAAAGCAGCCGCUGCUCUAUCACUGGAAACCUCAGCCUCCCCAUGUUCUUUAUUUACUCUGAUUUGCUCUUCUUCUUUGCAAUUGAUCUUUACCCCCACCUCUGAUUCCUAGCCUAGUUCCUGAAGUAAAUUGGAAGCGCGACGGAGCUUGAAUCGACUAGCUGGAGGGGGGAAGGGUAACAACAUGGCGGUGACAGAGCCUGAACGGCGGCCAGUUAUGCAGAGGAGAAACAAAACAUGCAGCUGAGUUUAUAAUGGUGGAUCGGAUCUGGUCUCCACUCGCCUCCUCGACUCCAAUGUAAGCAAAAAAAAAAAAUUGUCGCCAUUUGCAAUAGGAAGAAGACAAAUCGAUUGGGAGGAAGCGACGACUACUCUCCCAGGAAGUGAAAGGUUGAUUGGAGGGCAAAGAUGAAGGUUCUCAUCGAGGAUUUUUGUCUAUGAAUUUCUGGAUUUUUGGGUCUUGGUCUCUGGAUUUCUCGACUCCUAUUGAAGAGACGAAGAUCAACUGCUACUCCGUCCCUUCGACAUCAUCAAUUGCUCUCGCUGACGGUUCAACGAGUUUCAUAUGAAGAUAGUGCCAACGGCGGGUGAGUGGUGAGAACUUUAGAUGGAAUUGGGGAUGGCGGAGGUCGUCGAUGGAAUUGGGGAUCUUCUUACACAGUGGAGAGUUGCGAGGAAUACAUAUUUUGUUUUAUUUUGUUUUUGUUUAAAAAUUCAUUUUAAUUAAAAAAAUAACGUGACAUCCAUCUGUCAUCGAAGGCUGAGUUGUCAAUGAUGUGUGCGGUGAGUUGACAGCCUAGUUAGCAUACGUUAAAAUAACUGUGUAAUUGACACUAUUAAAGUUUGUAAUAAAAAUUGCUAUAUUUGCCCUGAAACCUUUGAAAUGCUAGUCAUAAGUGGAAUUUCUCUAGAAUUGGAUAUUGUUAAUUUAUUAUCACAAACAAACGCGAAAGUUUUGAUUAUACAAAUUUAUUUUGCCAAUCUUUUAUAUAAGAUUAGGCUGAGUUCAGUCCGGAUAAAUAUUGCAAUAAAAUACCCGCUCCAGUAGGGAUGACAAUCAAAUCCAUGGCUGUGGGUACCCGACCGCCCCGACCAAGUCAAAGCGGGGAAUCCCCGCUUUGACCGGGUAUGGGUAAAACCCGCAAAAAGUUUGAUGGGUAUGGGGCGGGUAUGGUUUUAGCCUCCCCCGCCCCAUAUCCAUACCCAUACCCGCCCCACCAAGAGAAUUUCUUCACAUAUAAAAAAAUAUGUGGAUUAAAUUGCAAUCUAUCAAUGAUGAUGAUGAUAACUCGAGAAAAUAAAUAGUAGAAAUAAUUGAGUAACCACCUUAAUCAAAACCUAAUUCAUUUCCCUCAAUUCUCCUUCCACUCUUUCACUUCCCCCUUGUCAACAAGAUUAUGUUAGUUAAUUAUUACUUAGUAAAUGUAUCAAGAGUUAGAGCAUAAUAAUUUAAAAAAUAUUGUAGUCUAUAUUAUGUAUUAAUGGAUGUUUUAGGAUCAUAUUCUUUUAAUCGUAUUUAGAAAAUGACCAUGUUUUGUUGACUUCAUGAUAUAAUAGGUUUGUUUAUGGUUAUAAUUAAAACUUUUCUUGUAAAUUUUAGGUAUAAUAAUGUUGGAUGUACGGAGAUAGGUAUUACCAAGGGGUACACGAAACCCACGGGUAUGGAGAUUAGUUUGCAAAACAUUCCCGCAUGAGUAUGGGGCGGGUAUGGAUUUGAGUAUUUGAAGAUGGGGUGGGGAUGAUUUAUGCAAACCCACUCCAAACCCGUCCCAUUGCCAUCCUGCGCUCCAGCCUCCAUUCCAUGUUUACUUAACCCAACAACUAGAGAAAAGUUCCCGCCAUCACCAUGUUAGCUCUCCAUGGCUGCUUCCCGAAAAGCCUAUUCCCCUACCCUAUUGGAACCCCCAAAUUGGAAACCUCGACCGUACUGUGUAAAGAUAGGAUCUUGAAGGUCAAUUGCUGCAACCCAAAUCGCCAAACUGAGAGGGGCAUCGAAUUUGAUAUUGGAGGAGCCUUCUAUCGCCAUGAAAGCUCCACAGGGCGCGACUUGGGCAUUUUGGCCGCUUCGGUUUACAGGCAAUCGAAAGGCGGCCUACGAGUGCUUGAUGCGAUGUGCGGGUGCGGAAUCCGGUCGUGUCGGUACUUAAUGGAAGCGGAGGCGGAUUUCGUGUUGGCGAACGAUGCAAAUGACGAGUACAGGGAUUUGAUUGUGGGGAAUUUGAAGCAAGUGGAGAGAGACGAGACGAGAUGGGUCGUUUGUCACUCCGAAGCGAAUCGAGUUUUGACAGAGCGUUAUUUGCAGAGAGAUUUUUUCGACUUGAUCGAUAUCGAUUCGUUUGGCAGCGAAUCCAUGUUCCUCAGGUCUGCAAUGCUGGCUUUGAGAUUGGGCGGAUUGCUUUAUCUCACCAAUACUGAUGGCUACUCCUCUGGCGGUCACCGGCCUCGCCAUUCAUUGGACGCAUAUGGAGCAUUUGUUCGUCCUCUGCCAUUUGCGAAUGAGAUUGGUUUGCGAAUGCUUAUUGGAGGGGCGGUGAGGGAAGCGGCAGUUUUAGGCUAUCAUGUUACGCCAUUGUUCUCUUACUAUGCGUACCAUGGACCAGUUUUCAGGGUCAUGCUCAGAAUGAACCGUCCGAAGAUUCUCGAGAAUAGGGACUAUGGUUUCAUCGGUUACUGCAACCGCUGUGGCCAUUCUCAAGCAUUUUCGUGGGAGGAGCUUGGCAAGAUUGGUUGCUCUUGCUGUAACUCAGAGGGAUCUCGGCAGGGAUUUGUUGUGUCUGGACCAUUAUGGAUAGGCCCUCUCCAUAGUUCCGACCACAUCACACAAAUGCUGGACUUAGCAGCAGAAUGGGGAUGGGUGGGAAAUGGAGCAGGAGUUGAACUUGAAAAGCUUUUGAAACAUAUGUUGGAUGAAAGUGACCCAAGGUUACCACCGGGAUACAUCAAACUGGACGAGAUGACAAGACGAGCAAAAAUGAAUGGCCCUCCAUUGAGGAUGUUGAUGCGCACCUUGCAGGAGAUGGGAUAUGCUGCUAGCAGGUCACACAUUGCUUCUAGCGCCAUCAAAACCGACUGUGGAAUGGCAGUCCUCACCAAGCUUGCUAAGGAGCUCGUGAGCAUCCCACAGAGUUAAUGAAUUGGACAGUUUGCUUUCGAACUCGUGAGCCUUGAACAAGGCAAGAUUAGUUGGAAUUAUUAUGAUUGUUUAUGUGAAGACUACAUACAUUUGACAAGAUAUAUGGAGAAGAAUAUGACCACAGUGAUCAUAGUAGUCGUCAACUAACAUAUGUGGCAUGGCCAAAGAGAAGCUUUCCAUGGCCAUCUAGCUUUGUUUCAGUUUUAUUCACUAACUAGAAUCAAUACCAGCGGCGUAGAGUUGUGGCAGCAUGAUUGUAUUGUGGUCAGUUUAGGUAAUGGCAAACUGGAGACUGUUGUGCUACUGGCAAUUGUGUGAGUUUAAAUUUCUUUUUGAUGAAUGUGUGAGUUUAAAUUUAAGCGGGCUAGAAAUGUAUAAAAUUGUUUCUGAAAU